Molecule: messenger RNA, 2507 nt
Organism: Astyanax mexicanus (Mexican tetra)
Lineage: Eukaryota; Metazoa; Chordata; Actinopteri; Characiformes; Acestrorhamphidae
Gene: lhx1b
Product: LIM homeobox 1b
Exons: 5
Coding region: 437-1651 (404 amino acids)
Biological process (GO): neuron differentiation; regulation of transcription by RNA polymerase II
Cellular component (GO): nucleus
Molecular function (GO): RNA polymerase II transcription regulatory region sequence-specific DNA binding; DNA-binding transcription factor activity, RNA polymerase II-specific
Source: RefSeq, a predicted model, not a curated record
GCGCGCGCCGGUUGCUGAGAACGGUGAAGCUCGGAGUCUUUAACAGAACCGGUGGGAUCAGAGUGUUGUGGAGGGGCUGAAGGACAGGUUUAUUCUGUCUUUUUUUUGUCAGGAUUUUUUUUCACCAGGUUGGAACAGAAUUGGACGAUAUGUGGUUUGUUUUUCGUGUCUGUCACACGCCACACUUUCUGCACGAGGCUGUGUAAAAGCUGGAUGUGUUCUCCUUGACCGCGCCGGUGAUCUGGUUCUGAGGAAGGGGGUCGGAGUGGUGGGCUAUGCAGGAUCUGAGGUUCUCUACGCCUGGUCCUGGGACUGAACAGAGAGCCGCGUUCUGCUAGUCUGACACCUCCUUAACCAUCACCGCACCGCAGCGGACCAGUCCGCCUCCUGCGCCGCUCACUGAAAGGACCACAGCGCCGGUUUUGCGCUCGCCGAUAUGAUCCAGUGCGCGGGCUGCGAGAGGCCCAUCCUGGACAGGUUUCUGCUCAACGUGCUGGACCGAGCCUGGCACACCAAGUGCGUGCAGUGCUGCGACUGCAAGUGCAAUUUAACGGAGAAGUGCUUCUCCAGAGAGGGCAGGCUCUACUGCAGGACAGACUUCUUCAGGCGCUUCGGCACAAAGUGUGCAGGCUGCUCGCAGGUCAUCUCCCCCACUGACCUGGUGCGGAGGGCACGCAACAAAGUGUUUCACCUCAACUGCUUCACCUGCAUCAUGUGCAACAAGCAGCUGUCCACAGGAGAGGAGCUCUACAUCCUGGAGGAGAGCAAGUUUCUCUGCAAAGAGGAUUACUUCAGCAACAACUCCCCACUAAAAGACUCCACACAGCUCUCAGCAGUGACCGCCUGCAGUGAGCCCAGUCUGUCUCCUGACCCGCAGGACGUGCAUGAGGACGGUAAGGACUCGGAGGCUGGUCAGCUGUCCGAUAAAGAGACGGGCAGCACGGAGAACGACGAACAGACUUCCGGUACCAAACGGAGAGGCCCGCGGACCACCAUUAAAGCCAAACAGCUCGAGACCCUCAAAGCGGCCUUCGCGGCCACGCCCAAGCCCACGCGCCACAUCCGGGAACAGCUGGCACAGGAGACCGGCCUCAACAUGAGGGUCAUACAGGUGUGGUUUCAGAACCGGCGCUCGAAGGAGAGGCGUAUGAAGCAGCUGAGCGCGCUGGGGGCCCGUAGGCACGUGCUGUUCCGCAGCCCGCGGAGGAUGAGGGCGCUGGGGGAGCGCAUGGAGGCCACAGAGCUGAUGGCUAACGGACACUUCACUUACUACGGAGAUUAUCAAGGUGAAUACUACGGCCCAGGAAGCAACUAUGACUACUUCCCCCAGGGUCCUCCGUCUUCACAGGCUCAGACCCCAGAUGAUCUAGGCUAUGUUUCCUUGUCUGGCCCCACAGGCACCCCUCUGGGGAGCAUGGACCAUCAUCAUUCGGCUCAUCACCCGGCUGCUGAGAGCCAGUGUUUCGGGGAAAUGGUAACACACCACCCCGGGGACUCCCCCAGUCCGGAGCCCAGCGGGCCUGCCUCCAUUCGCACCAUCUCCACAGACAUGGGUGUCCCCUUCACCUCUGUAACGUCACUCAGCACCAACGGAUACACCAACCAGCUCUCCCAGCCCUCUUCAGAAAUGAGUGAAGGCACUGUAUGGUAGCCCAUGGGCAUUAUGAACAUUCAGGCCGAAGAAACGCAACAAAACGGACUCAGGUUUUAGGGUGGCCUGGAAAUGUACUUUUUCGGUUGUGAUCUUAAUAUGGAUGUUUCAAUAAGUUGAUCUAUGUAUUUAUAUAUUUAUUUAUUUUGUUUGGUUUUAUGUUUAUUUAUUUAAUAUAUUUAUAUAUUUAUGUCAAUAAAUACAAGCAGGCCACUGUAUUGCACCACUUUAAUUGGUUUAUUGCGAAUUUAUAUUUGUGUAUUUAUGAAAUGAAUGUCAAAAAGGUGUACAAGCACCCUACAGCAGCACUGUUGAUUGUCCUGGCAUAUUAUAGAAGACAACAUUUAUACACUAUUUAUGUUUGUAAUAUAUCAGUUUAUCAUGUAUCAUAAUCAAAGAUCGCAAAGCUGAUUGCCUUUUGCGGUUUUGUUAUAUCAACUCCGAAAUGGAAUCCCUUCUUCAAACCCAAAUAAACAUGUAUGUAACUGGGCAGUUACAUUAUUUCCCAAGUUUCACCAAAUUUCAGAGUUUGUCUGUAAAGGUAAAACCUAAAACAGAGUUCUAAACCCUUUAUUUGAAAUAAAAAAGGCUUGAACUGUAAGACAAAGUCUACCUUAUGAGAACAAUUUCAGCUGUGACCUGUAGUAGACAAAAAGCAGUCAACUGUUUACGACUAUUUUCUUCAGGGGUUUAAAUAUCAGCAUUAUUUAAAAAAAAUCUUGGUGCAGAUGAAGAAUGAUUACUUUUUUUUCCUCAAGCGAACAACCAAACUUUUGUAUUCAUUCAGUUUAAAUUUAAGUUGUGAUUCACUGUGCUAAUUUGUAUGAUAUUGUGUUUGCACAAUAAAAAAUAAAAA